Molecule: messenger RNA, 1895 nt
Organism: Acyrthosiphon pisum (pea aphid)
Lineage: Eukaryota; Metazoa; Arthropoda; Insecta; Hemiptera; Aphididae
Product: protein SQS1
Exons: 5
Coding region: 1372-1866 (164 amino acids)
Source: RefSeq, a predicted model, not a curated record
GCGGUGGUCGGCGGAGCGAUGUGGCAACGCUGCGUUGCGUGAACGUGGUCGACGGAUGAGUGCUCAUGCGCACGCACGUCCGGGCGGCGGGCACCACCUCGCCGCCUAUCAACACCUAUCUAGUGGCGUCAAAAUAUGUCGCGGUCCGCGCUCCACGGGCAUUCUAGUGCUGCGGAACAGUAGUAUUACGACUUGAGUAUAUUUUAGUAUGAUGUUACGAACAAAAACGAUAUACAAACUGUUGCAUCCGGUUUCUGAACACCCGCAACGUCACAAUCGGUAAGACACAUAGGCGUGCGCACGGGGCGAGCCGGUCGAGCGACCAGAAUCUUUUUAGGGGCAUAGUAAAAUGUUUGUCUAUACUUAUUAUAAAUUAUAAUAAUAUGUUUGAAACUUUUAUUUGUAGUGAAAGUGAAAUAAAAUAACAACUAUUUGUGUGUACCUCUACAUUAAUUUUAUUCAUCUAACAAAAACAUUGUGUACAAAAUAUGUACUAUGAUUAAAUACAUUAAUAAGUUGGUUAUAAUUUAUAAAUAGUAUACAUAUACAUGGUGUUUAUUUAAUUAUAAGCCGAGUGCGGACGACCGUAGAUACAUUGCUCCACGGAAAAAUCUAUACUUUUAUCGCUUUCAAAUAGAAGACCGUAAACAGACUGACCUCUCAUUUCUCAAUAAUCUAUUCAUUAUUCAGUACCUAUGUUCAGUUGUUAACUAUUUACUGUUGUCACUCAGUCACUACACACUGGCCUGUUAGAGUUUACUGUUUAAUAAUAUUUAUAUUAAAGUUCGGUGAAUUAAUAUGGUGAGACAUUAUUAUGAUUAAUUUUAUUCUUGCCAAUAUCGGUCGUAUUUAUAUCGUUUUAAUUUUAACAUUAAAAAUAUAUGUCUAGAAAUUAGCACAUAUUAUAUGUUGUGUGCACGUUCAACUUGAUUAUAUUUUUACAUAUAAAUAUUACACUUUUCAUAUUACACAAAAUUUACAUUUUACAUUAAGAAUGUAUGUAAAUGUGUAAAAAAAAAUAAAAAUAGGGGCACUGUCAAAAUAUUGGGGCACUAAUUCUAUCAGGCUCGACCGGAAACUGAAGUCUGCGCACGCCUAUGGUAAGACAAUACCGUAUUUCGUCACUGCCAUUACCACUCGCCACAUCUACAACAAUAUUUAUUUUAAUGUGAACCGACGCCGCAUGCCGACUUGGCGUGCAAGAGAUUAAGUAGUGCUUUCUGUUUUUUGUUAUUAUUCGUGCUGGGAUGGCGUUCCCGACGGAUCCGUUUUGGCAGCAGGUGAAAUUGUGCUUCUGUGAUUCAUUCAUUGAGUCAGCAAAAUAGCUAACUUAUCUAAGAAUUAAGUAUUUAAUUUAUAUACACUAUUACCAUGGAUAACUCGGCAGAUAAGCAAAUUACAAUCGCAAGAACAUUGUUCAAUAUUGCUCACGGUUAUUUGAAAAAAAUAGACAUUGAUGAUGAACAAGAGAUCAAAUAUGAAGACGAUGAAAAAGAUAAAACAAUAAAAAAAGACAUUCAACAAACAAAAGAUGAAGAACUAAAUGGAUAUGGAAAAGAUGACAACAUAUUUGACAAAAAACAAGAAAAAAACAGUGAAUUGGAUAAUGACAUAGAAUUUUACUUACAAGUGCAAGUCGAUUCAAAAUUUCAACAACAAUUAUGUACAAAUGUACAAAAUAAAGACCUAAAAAACCGAAAUCCUGAAAUAGAAAUAGAAUUAAAAAUAGAAAUUCCUCAAGAAUUUGAUAAUUCAUAUCUGAAAAAUAUUGAUAAAGAAAAACAUUUUGAAGAGGAAGUUAAAAAAAAAUCAAAAAAAAAUAAUGAAUUUAAUAAAAAAAAGAAAGAGAAGAUAAACAAGAACUAAUGUAUUCAGAAAUAAAUACGGAUUCAGAG